Molecule: messenger RNA, 306 nt
Organism: Ectocarpus sp. CCAP 1310/34
Lineage: Eukaryota; Phaeophyceae; Ectocarpales; Ectocarpaceae
Source: the annotation of a GenBank genome assembly
AUGGCCACCGCGCCAUCGAGGCAGCUCUUAAUCGACCACCUAUCUAUAGCCCAAAGAGCAUUGACUAGAGGCCACUUGGAUCUUUAUGCCAACUCUAACUGCUUCGCAUGCCUUCCGAGCGUACUCUGGGUCCACCUGGCGGCGGCCCAUGCUUAUCAGCAAAACCAGCAAAAGACCGAAGAUGGCCCGCGUCGGCGAUGGGUGGUGUUGCUGCUGCUGUACCUCGUCGCUGGAUGCUCUGAUUGCGACGCUGAAGUGCUCAAACGAAAGCUCUUAUUUUCUCUGCGAACUUCAAAAAAGUUCUAG